AUGCAGACCACACGGGCUAGCGAGAGGCCGCAGAAGGGAAUGUCAUUCCUGGCAGAAGAACAUGCGCAGGAGAGACCGAUCGCGAGAUGGGAGCUUGAUAUUGAUGGCGGAUUGAGGCCGGAGGAAGUGUUCGCUGAGGUCGAGUCGCGGAGCACUGCGUUGAGGGGGUUUCGAGCGGGAGGACAAAGGCGCCGAGAGUCGCGCCGCAACCUGCGGGCAGGUAGGGAGGAAGGUGAGAUGAAAUCCAGUAGCCAGGAAUCGAUUCCUGCCAACUGGAUCAAAAGUAAGAAGUAUGCGAAUGGAUAA
This is a messenger RNA of Penicillium antarcticum, 306 nucleotides long. RefSeq lists its product as uncharacterized. The record is from RefSeq and is a predicted model, not a curated record. NCBI's taxonomy places the organism in Eukaryota, Fungi, Ascomycota, Eurotiomycetes, Eurotiales, Aspergillaceae. The transcript has a single exon. Bases 1 to 306 code for a protein of 101 amino acids.